AUGGCCAAGAAGAAGAAGACUACAAAGGGCAGCAAGAAGAGCACGGCCGCCAAAGCCGUUGGUCACCUGGACGCAAAAACCCCGCCCCAGCUGGAGCUGGAGUCGGUGGAGCGGGAGCUCGAGGUUGCGCGCCAUGAAGCCGAGACAGCGCGCUCGCAUGUGGGUGGCUUCCGCCCCGCCGAAUUUACAUCCUCUCAUAACAUGGCUCUGCGUGAGGAGCUGCUGCGCUCGCAAGAGGAGGCAGCAGAGUAUGAGGCCUACAUGUCCAAAAAGACAGAGCGCCAGCAGCUCAAGGUGCAGAGCAUCUCCGACCGCAACCAGCAGGCCAUUGAUACGGUCAAAGCCGAACGUGAUCGUAAAUCCAAAUACUAUGCCGACCUCACCAAGACCUUGCAAGAUGCCAUACUUGAGCGCGAGCGAGAUUUGGCCAAGGUGACCCAGCAACUAGAGGAGAUGAGCGAGCUGGCGAUACGAGAAACGUUUAGGCUCACCGCAGUCAACCUCCAGUCGCACCGACGCAGCCAAGAGCAGGAGAUUGCUGCACUGGAAGCUGAGAUUGAUCGGUUACAAAAGGCACACGAGUCUGAACUUGAGCAGGUUAAGGCGGACUUGCUGCACGAGAAGAUCCGCUUUCAACGCGAUGCUACCCAGGAAGUCAUCAAGCUGGAGCAAGCAGCUGCCAAGGAGGCGAUUGAGUGCCUCGAUGAGCAUUCACAGAAUGUUCGUGAAUCCAACCAACAGCUGCGGCGCCAACUUGUCCAGCUCUUUAGCGAAAAUAAGGCCUUGCGGGAGCGUGAGGACAUGCUCAAGAAACAGCAUGGUGAACUCCAGCGCCUGUUGCAGCUGAGCGCACCUCACGAGGAGAGCCCGCGCGUUGGAGGACUGGAUGCCACUGCCAGAUCCACAGGGCGAAAGACGCUUCGUGGUCCCGCUUUCUUAUGA
Monosiga brevicollis MX1 is the source of this 942-nucleotide messenger RNA. RefSeq lists its product as uncharacterized. Lineage: Eukaryota; Choanoflagellata; Craspedida; Salpingoecidae. Bases 1 to 942 code for a protein of 313 amino acids. The transcript is spliced from 9 exons. The record is from RefSeq and is a predicted model, not a curated record.